AUGGACUUGCUCGCUUCAGGAUUACCGGAGAAGGAAUCUGUCGACUAUGAGCCGUCGGGGAUGAUCUUGUCCCCUUACGGCGGUGGAACGAGGCCGUGGAACAACGCAUGCGGGAAGCAGCAAACUGACGACGGUCGGAUGGAAGUGAUCGGGCUGACAACGUAUCAACUGUUCGAGCACCUGGAGAAUCGUCGUUUUAACUCACCGCCCACGCGUGUCGAAGCCAGGGGUUUCGCUCCGACGGGAUCCUUAUCGGCGUGCGCUCCCGUUACCCCCGCUGAUGGGGCCAGACUCGAUACCGGGAGGGAGGGGUAA
Notodromas monacha is the source of this 315-nucleotide messenger RNA. NCBI's taxonomy places the organism in Eukaryota, Metazoa, Arthropoda, Ostracoda, Podocopida, Cyprididae. The record is from the annotation of a GenBank genome assembly.